Messenger RNA from Lycium barbarum (goji berry), 2715 nucleotides. RefSeq lists its product as uncharacterized. Bases 294 to 1748 code for a protein of 484 amino acids. The transcript is spliced from 19 exons. The record is from RefSeq and is a predicted model, not a curated record. NCBI's taxonomy places the organism in Eukaryota, Viridiplantae, Streptophyta, Magnoliopsida, Solanales, Solanaceae.
AUAAGUGAAGGGUUGGGUACGACGAAGGGUAAUUCAGUAAAUGUAUCUUUGGUCCUUCAGGGUAUUUCCGGUAUUCUACAAAUGGUCAAAUAGUAACUUUGGCACUAGAUUUUUUCUCACUCUAGGUGUACUUGCACUCCAAAAUUCUGGAAUGAUCUUUCAAUUUGUGUCUCUGGAAGUGUCCAUCUUCGUCUUCACCCUCAAUUUGUGUCUCUGGAAGUUCACCCUUGAGAUAUCAAUUUUGAAGAUUCUAGGGGUAGAGGAAUCCAGGAUCCAAGAAUUUGAGAUAUAAAAUGACACAGCGACUUGGUAUAUAUGCAAUCACUCCUGAAAUACCAGACUGGACCUGUAAAGUGCAAGUUGUGGAUAUAUGCAAACCAGGAGAAGGUUCUCACCGAAAGAUAAAAUAUUUGAACAUGAUCUUUCAAGAUGAACAAGAAGACCUAAUAAAAGCUAUUGUUUACGGUGAUGAAAUCUCCUCUUAUCAAGAUAUAUUCAAGCUAUUCCACACCUAUUUGAUAACGGGUGCGCGCAUACAAGUACCAAAUUUGAGAUAUGAAAGACCCUUGCAUACAUUUGAGUGGAUUAUUGACAAAAAAAAAACCAUAGUUGAUCCAAUUGAAAAGGAUAGUCUAGAUGAGGAUGAAUUGCCACUGCCCACAAAGCUGAAUCUUACAUCAUUUGAAGACAUCAACAAUCAGGCCUCCCAGUCUACCAAAGAGCAGCUUAAGGACGUAGAAUUUAAUAUACUCGCAAUUGUUUCCGCUGCUUCCCGCCAAGGUUUGUUGCAAAAGUCCAGAAAAGAUUGCAAGAACUCAUUCUCAUCGAUACUGACUUUCACCUUCACACUAUGGGAAGAAACUAUUAUUGAGGAUGAAGGCAGGAAGCUCCUUGACCAAUUCCAAAAACGUCCUAUUAUCUUUGCCAGGCGUAUUGGGGUAUCCAAGUACAAUGGUUCAUCGUUGACAACAAAAUUUAACACCACAAUACAAAUUGAUCCCCCUUAUUCCCAAUGCCUACAAUUGCACACAUGGGUCACAAAAAACAGAGAAAUGCUUGCUUCUUUCAGUCUGAGGAGCACAUCUAAAUCUGGAUCUCUUAUUAACGUUUCAGUAGAUGAACAAAUAGUCCCAAUUGCAAAUGUUCAAUCACAACAGGACGGGCAUUCCUUCUCCAUUGAGGCAAAAGUAUCACUUCCAAAUAAACUCAAAAGUUGCUAUGUUUUACUAUGUCCCAACUGCAAACAAGAAGUCAGAAGUUUAAUAAAAAGAAAAUUUCUGUGUAUGACUUGUAAGCAACAAAAUAUGUUAAUUCCUAGGUGCAGAUUUGAUGUAAAUCUCCAAGAUGCUUCCGGAUCAAUAAUUGGGAUAAUUAUGGACAAAGAAGCAGAAAAAUUAUUAUCCCUUACCGCAGAUGAGAUUUACGACCUUGCUUCAAAUGAGUUGCUACCAAUGCAGAAUAUUCAAAGCAAGCUAAAUCAGAACUUUUACAUAAUUCAAGUGAAAAAAUCAUUCUCCCGCAGUUCUCAAGCAACAUCUGGAAAAUUGUACAUUUUGUCUUGCACUGAAAAAGGAAAAAUGGUGCAUUCUCUCCCUGAAUCACCAAAAACUGACAUUGAAGAAGGCAACAAAAGGAAAAAGAAACAUUUAGUUUCCUUUGAUGAAGAAACAGAAGUACCAACCGAGCGACGUCACUCGCUCAAGCUGAAACAAAAACUGGAGCCAACAACUCCAGUAAAAAAGAAAUAAAGGAUAACCUUUUUUUGCAAUCACUUUUACGUUUUGCGGAACAAAGUUCUUUUGUAGGGAAAUCAAUUCUCUUUUGAAGCUUGCUUUUGACUUUUUGUCUUGCAACUACAUGUUCCAACAACAUAUACAUCCAUCAAAUAAAGGGGACGAUGUUCCCUAUUUCUUUAGGGAUUUAGUCUGUCAAUUCGUCCUCUAUGAAAUUCCAAUCUUAACUGCACAAACUAUGAGGCUGGUUUAUACUAAAGGGGUGCAUGCAAUAUGGAUGGAGAGAAAUAAAAGGCAAUUUGAGAAAGUGUCAAACACUGUGGAAGCAAUAGCAAAGGAAGUGGCAAUCACCUGCAGCAUCAGAGCAGCACCAGUCAUUAGCAAUGUUAGGAGGUGAGGACAUCUCUUUGGUCUACCAAGUCAUCUAUCGAGUGGAUAUAGAAGUAUCUUAUGGCCUUUUGCUAAAUAUUAUGUGGAACUAAAAGUACAACAAAUAGGAGCACCAUCCAUGUAUAAUGAAGAACCAACAAACAUGAAACACUAACUAGAAAUCUCGGGAGGGCACAUUACACCAAAGGCUUUAAUCAGUUUUUGAAAGUGGAAGUUGCUCAAGGCUACAAAAGGGGACACUGCUUCGAUUUUAAGAGGGUUGGGAAGCAAUUACUGUUUUUGAAAGUUAGAAAGCCAGAAAUAAUGCAAUCGAAGAGUACAAAAUGAGAUCAAAAUCAGCCAUGUUAGUCAAGAGCAAUGGAUGGCAUUAUAGAGAUAAAAUCUUUCGAGUGAUUUAUCGGGAUACUGUACAAGUUUUUCUUCUCUUUUCCACAGCCGACAACAACUGGUUGAAUCCAGAUUGUACCCGCUUACACCAAGAACAUCAAGAAUUUCACAACUUUUCUCUUUCUAGCAAGCUUAGCAAUGUAAUAAUCUAACUUUGUUCCGCACAAUAUGAAGCAUAUUAUGUUAUGAGUAAUAUUUAACUUAA